AUGUGUGUGUUGUCAAAGGAAGGCUUUCAUGGCCAGAAUCACUGGGUUGCUGUGAGUUUUACAGGCUGUAUGGUCAUGUUCCAGAAGCAUUCUCUUCUGACAUUUUGCUCACAUCUGUGUGGUUGUGAGGUCUGUUGGAAACUAAGCAAGUGGGGUGUAUAUAUCUAUGGAAUUAUGUCCAGGAUGGUAGAAAGAACUCUUGUCUGUUGGAGGCAAGUGUGAAUGUUGCAGUUGAUCACCUUGAUUAGCAUUGAAUUGUCUUGCAGGUUCAAAGCCUGGCUGCUUUCUACCUGGGAGAAUCCUUUAUUGGGCUGUGUUACCUGGCCCUGAUUGUUUCCUGUUUGUCUUCUGAGUGUUGUUCUUUAUUUACUGUCCUGAUUUAAGAGUUUUUAAAUACUGAGAGCCAGAUUGUGUUCAUUUUCAUGGUUUCUUCCUUUCUGUUGACAUUGUCCACAUGCUUCUUGUGGAUUUCAAUGGCUUCUCUGUGUCGUCUGAGUAGUUCUGCCAGCCGGGGUCUUGGGGUAAUUAUCGUAUAUACUCAAGUAUACGCCGACCCGAAUAUAAGCCGAGGCACCUAAUUUUACCACAAAAAACUGGGAAUACAUUAACUGUUCAACUCUGAUUAAGUCAUUUUCAUCUUCUUCAAUGUAAAUGUGCUUGUGUGUCCUUUUAAUAAUAAUAGACUGAAAUAAUAAAUGUAAUAAUAAUAAAUGCAGUAAAAUAAUACAUGUAGUAAUAAAUAGAGUAAAAUAAUAAAUGUAUUAAUAAUAAUAAAAAUAGAGUAAAAUUAAUGUAAAAGUAACAACGAUAAUAGAGAAAAAUAAUAAAUGUAAUAAUAAUAAUAAAAAUAAUAAAUGUACAGUAGAGUCUCACUUAUCCAACACUCGCUUAUCCAACGUUCUGGAUUAUCCAACGCAUUUUUGUAGUCAAUGUUUUCAAUACAUCAUGAUAUUUUGGUGCUAAAUUCGUAAAUACAGUAAUUACUACAUAGCAUUACUGUGUAUUGAACUACUUUUCUGUCAAAUUUGUUGUAUAACAUGAUGUUUUGGUGCUUAAUUUAUAAAAUCAUAACCUAAUUUGAUGUUUAAUAGGCUUUUCCUUAAUCCCUCCUUAUUAUCCAACAUAUUCGCUUAUCCAACAUUCUGCCGGCCAGUUUAUGUUGGAUAAGUGAGACACCCUACUGUAACAAUACCAAUAAUAGAGAAAAAUAAUAAAUAUACCAUAUAUACUUGAGUAUAAGCCGACCUGAAUAUAAGCCCAUCAGGACCCUCACCCGAGUAUAAGCCGAGGAGGUUUUUUUUUUCAGUACUAAAAAAAGGCUGAAAAACUAGGCUUAUACUCGAGUAUAUACAGUAUUGUCAUGCAGCCAGAUCCCAGGGCUGAAUUUCCAAGCCCUGAAUCUGACUUCAUAACAUAAACAUGCGAGCACCUGGCGGGAGAAGAUAAAAUGAGCCUGGGAACUCAGGGGUGAAAGUAUAAACAAUUAUAAUUGCUGUAGUGUGGGGGGAUAGAAACCUUGGUGGAAAUGUGAUCCAGAAGGUGGGGUUUGAUGAUGAUAUUUGCGUGUGAUAUUACGUUGCAUCAGAAGUGAUAAAAUUAGAUGUAUGUAAACAUUAGGUCAUUCUCGACUUUUCCAAAGUCAUGUAUUCUUCAAUAAAGAUUGUGUUUGAGAGCAGCUGUCUUUGAUCUGCGUUCAGACUGGUCCUUUGAAGUAAGCCUGACAUUAAAGUCGAGAAUCCCAUUUCUCACCCUCCUGCGGAAUUCGCAGUGAAGUGAUAAUGAGCGAGGAAGAAGAUCAAAGCCCAAAUGAGGCAGAGAGGCCUUUGCAAGGGGCCCGGCCGAAGAGAGAAGAGACGCUGCAAGCCAUAGCUUCCUCUACGGGGUACCCCAAGCCGAACGGCGUGACCCAGAGAAUUCCCAGGCUCGGAAGAGGCGUCUCUGCAGCUGCAGAAACCAGUUGGGGAUCUGGAGGAAGUAUGCCGGAGACCGUGGCCCUGCGGUUAUCCAUCCUGGAAACUAAUUUAUCCAGGCUGUCGGAAACCGUGGGGAGAUUGGUGCCAUUAUUGGAAGAAAAUCUCCAGAAGGAGGCCAGCCGAUAUGGCGCCGAGAGAGAACCAAGCAAAGAAGGAGAUUGGAGCCAGAGGGGCCAGCGGGCGUCAACGCAGAGCCCCGUGGCGGCAAGGGACGAGGGAGAUGAGGAAUACUGGCAGGAGCUGCAGUUCCGGGGCAGCAUGGCGCGAGAAGUGGAGCGUCAGCGAGCCCUGGGGACCCUGAGGCCGCCGUCUCCAACAGAGCUCCCAACCCCCCGAAUGGGCGUCGGGGUGGAAAGGCCACUGGGGCCAGGGAUCGGGUCCAGUGGAUUCGCAGACGAAGGCGGAGAGGAGCGGGGGGUCCAGGAAGAGGAGGAGGAUGUGCCGUACGACGAGGAAAGGCGAGAUGAGGAGGCUACAGCUAGGCCAGUAUGCGGAUGGGCGGAAGAGCCAACAGCGGCGGCAGACUUCCAGGAGCCGCGCAGAAUGACCACCGGAGUGGGGCGCGGCGUGUUCCAAGGAGCCACCCGAGGAAACCUGAUGCAACCCUUCCCCAUGCCGCCCAGACAAUAUCAAAGGGCUGCAGAAUGGAUGCCUAGAAGGGAAGAUCUCAAGCUGGAAUACGGAGGGGAAUCAGAGGAACUGAACUUUUUUCUAAUUAGCAUUAGAGGAUACAUGGAAGACAACGCACACACAUUUCCCUCCGAAGCAAGCAGGGUUCGAGCCAUCGGCAACACACUAAAGCGAGGAGCAGCCAGCUGGUAUGUGCAAUUGCAUGCCAGACGCGACCCAUGCCUGAGGUCAGUGCCCCGCUUCCUCGCCGCACUGGAGAACCGGUUCAGAGACCGGCUAGAGCAAUUGAGGGCUCGAGACCAGCUGAAAGGAAUAAAACAGAGGGACAAAACGGUGCCCGAGUACGCAGAGGAAUUCCUCCACCUCGCGGAAAGGGUACCGGAGUGGUCUGAAGUAACCAAAGUGGAACUAUUUAAAGAGGGACUACGCCCCGAGAUUUUCAGCUGGGCAGCGCACAGAGACGACCCCGAGACGCUCCAGGGAUGGAUUCAACUAGCGGGGCGCGUCGAAUCUACCCUGGCACAAGUAAAGCGCUUCAGGAGCAGCAGCGGCCAGCAAAGACCGGUGGCGAGAGGUCGAGGAGAAACGAGGAAGCAAGAAAGACCCGGAGGGAGGCCGGGGAUUCCCUCCAGAGGAGACGACAACAAACCUAAACCGGGAUGCUUUGUAUGUGGGAAGACGGGCCACCGAGCAGCGGAAUGCUGGGCCCGGAAGGGGGAGCCGCCAAAAGCCCCAAAGCCCAAGCCAGCAACCGGGAGGCGUGCGGAGGAGGAGGUGCAGGCCCCAGAAUCUUCGGAAAGAUUGGACUAUGGUGAAAGAAGAACCGAAGAGGAGGACGAAGAAAACGGGGGCGCCAUGUCAUGCAGCCAGAUCCCAGGGCUGAAUUUCCAAGCCCUGAAUCUGACUUCAUAACAUAAACAUGCGAGCACCUGGCGGGAGAAGAUAAAAUGAGCCUGGGAACUCAGGGGUGAAAGUAUAAACAAUUAUAAUUGCUGUAGUGUGGGGGGGAUAGAAACCUUGGUGGAAAUGUGAUCCAGAAGGUGGGGUUUGAUGAUGAUAUUUGCGUGUGAUAUUACGUUGCAUCAGAAGUGAUAAAAUUAGAUGUAUGUAAACAUUAGGUCAUUCUCGACUUUUCCAAAGUCAUGUAUUCUUCAAUAAAGAUUGUGUUUGAGAGCAGCUGU
Anolis carolinensis (green anole) is the source of this 3784-nucleotide messenger RNA. RefSeq lists its product as uncharacterized. NCBI's taxonomy places the organism in Eukaryota, Metazoa, Chordata, Lepidosauria, Squamata, Anolidae. Gene Ontology annotation, molecular function: zinc ion binding; nucleic acid binding. The record is from RefSeq and is a predicted model, not a curated record. The transcript is spliced from 2 exons. Bases 1779 to 3515 code for a protein of 578 amino acids.